CAGAUUUGGCUUCCUAGGCUGCCUGCUGUGGUGACGACUCCUUCUGUUGUCCUUUGCUACCCUGAGCUGCAUCACGCUGCAUCACGCGGAGCUGCGGACCGGCGUCGCGGCUGAAACACUACAGAACGGCCUUCUAAACAGAAGAGAAAGAAAAAAACCGAGUACUUCAGACUCACGGAAAUAAAAACUUGGAUAAAUUUUUUUGACCCUUAGGUGCUAUUCUGUAAAAUCUUCAGUAAUGGAUCAAAGAAAGAAUGACAGUAUUGUCCCCAGUAUCACUCAACUAGAAGAUUUUCUUACAGAACACAAUUCCAAUGUUGUUUGGCUUCUUGUUGCUACCAUUUUGUCUUGUGGUUGGAUUAUUUAUCUCACAUAUUACAAUUCUCGGAAUGUUGGGCUUAUUUUAACACUGGUUCUUAACAGAUUAUACAAGCAUGGCUAUAUCCACAUUGGUUCCUUUUCUUUCUCUGUUCUUUCUGGAAAAGUCAUGGUUCGUGAAAUCUAUUACAUUACAGAAGACAUGUCUAUUAGAAUUCAAGAUGGAUUUAUCAUUUUUCGGUGGUGGAAGAUGUAUAACCCAAAGCAGAAGCAGCAUGAUCCAAAGGCAGAAACAAGGUUAUACAUCACAGUUAAUGACUUUGAAUUUCAUGUCUACAAUCGCUCAAAUCUUUAUGGACGCCUUCAAGAGUUGUUUGGUUUGGAACCAACAAUAAUUCCACCCAAGAAAGAUGAUGAUAAAACUCGGGAAAAUGGAAGAACUCAGUCCAAAAUUGAAAGGUUCAAUGUCACACUUGACUUUUAUCCAACAUUUAGUAUUUGCUUUUAUUAGAAUAUCAUUGAAGCUGUCACCUAAUCAGAAUCUAAUCUUUGUUUUGUUUUUUUUUUGUGGUACUGGGAUUUGAACUCAGGGCCUCACAUUUACUAGACUAGACUUAUUGCUUGAGCCACUCCA
Messenger RNA from Castor canadensis (American beaver), 952 nucleotides. The record is from RefSeq and is a predicted model, not a curated record. NCBI's taxonomy places the organism in Eukaryota, Metazoa, Chordata, Mammalia, Rodentia, Castoridae.